UCGACCACUGACGAGUCGAGGUAUCCAUUUUACACGAGUCGUGCAACAGGCAACAGCCUACCGAUUGCGCGGACACAACGUCACAUUUCCGUUCGUCGUAUAUUAAACAUUAAUAUUAAUUCUGCGUCGCGUAUUUUGGUUAUUCUACGAAUCAGUAAUUACACACAUUGCGUUUCGUUCUGAAGUAUUUUAUCCGUUUCUCGCUGUUGUUCUGUGACGAGCAUUAGGAGUAUACUGUUGAAAAAUGUCUGACAGAGAUUUCAGCAGUCCGGAACCUUUCGAGGACCUCGGGGGUGCCGAUGACACAUCGCCGGUACGUAAUUUUGAGGAUGAGGUGUUAAGCGAAGCUGACGUACUGAGUUUGAGUCAGUUUGAUGACCCGGAGGAAGAAGAUGGAGAAGAACUGUUUGGUGAUAACUUGGAACGGGAUUAUCGUCCGAUACCUGCGCUCGAUCGCUAUGACGGCGGCGAAUUGGACGAAGACGAUUAUGAUUCCAUGAGUCCGGGUGCAAGAGCUGCAGCCGAAAGAGAGUUACAAAGACGUGACAGAGAAGAAGGAACUGGCCGAAGAGAUGCUGAUGACAUACUUUAUGAUGAACAUGACGAUGAUGAGGCAUCAAGAAAAAAAAGACGAAUGGCUGAAAGAGCUGCUACUGGUUUCAUUGUUGAUGACGAUGAAGACGAAGAUAUGAUCGAAUCUAUUGAAAACUUACAAGACACUAAAGGACAUACAGUUUCUGAGUGGGUGGCUAUGUUAGGUCCAAAGACAGAAAUUGCAAACCGUUUCAAAAAUUUUUUGCGUAAUGAUGUCACUUCUAGUGGUGCUUAUCUGUACAAAGAUAAAAUCAGAAGGAUGUGUGAGAGUAAUUUAUGUAGCUUGGAAGUAGAAUUUACCAAUUUAGCCAACAAACAACAUACGCUGGCACUAUUUUUGCCAGAAGCACCUUUAGAAAUGAUAAGUAUAUUCAACGAUGUAGCCAAAGACUUAGUUAUAUCCAUGUAUCCUCAAUACGGCAGAGUCACCACUGAAAUAUUUGUAAGGAUUACAGAUUUACCACUUAUUGAAGAAAUUCGUACUUUCAAAAAAAUACAUUUGAAUCAGUUGGUUAGAACACGUGGUGUUGUAACGUCAACUACAGGUGUGUUUCCUCAACUUAGUAUUAUUAAAUACGAUUGUUCUAAAUGUGGUCAUGUUCUCGGGCCAUUUGUUCAAUCACAGAGUGAAGAAAUUAAGCCUGGUUCAUGUCCUGAAUGUCAAAGUACUGGUCCAUUUAUGGUUAACAUGGAACAAACUUUAUAUCGUAAUUACCAAAAAAUUACCAUUCAAGAAUCUCCAGGCAGUAUACCACCAGGCCGUAUACCACGUAGUAAAGAGUGUGUUCUUUUAGCCGAUCUGUGUGAUCAAUGUAAACCUGGUGAUGAAAUAGAUGUAACUGGAAUAUAUUCAAACAGUUAUGAAGGGUCCUUAAAUACAGGCAAUGGAUUUCCAGUAUUCGCUACUGUUAUUAUGGCAAAUUAUUUAAUUAUAAAAGACAAUAAACAUAUAGUUGAGUCUCUUACUGAUGAAGAUGUUUCACAAAUAUUGAAAUUAGCCAAAGAACAUAAAAUCGGUGAACGUAUUGCCGCAUCUAUUGCCCCAUCAAUUUAUGGACAUGAUUAUAUCAAAAAAAGUUUAGCAUUGGCAUUAUUUGGCGGGGAACCAAAAAAUCCAGGUGACAAACAUAAACUUCGUGGAGAUAUAAAUAUAUUGUUGUGUGGUGAUCCUGGAACAGCUAAAUCCCAAUUUUUAAAAUAUAUUGAAAAAAUAGCUCCACGUGCUGUUUUUACUACUGGGCAAGGUGCUUCUGCUGUUGGUCUUACAGCCUAUGUUAAACGUGAUCAUCAGACUAGGGAAUGGACGUUAGAAGCAGGAGCUUUAGUAUUGGCUGAUCAAGGUGUCUGUAUUAUUGAUGAAUUUGAUAAGAUGAAUGAUCAAGAUAGAACUUCAAUUCAUGAGGCUAUGGAACAACAAAGUAUUUCUAUAUCUAAAGCUGGUAUUGUAACCUCGUUACAAGCUAGAUGUUCUGUUAUGGCGGCAGCUAAUCCAAUUGGUGGACGCUAUGAUCCGGCUAUGACUUUUUCUGAAAAUGUUAAUUUAUCAGAACCUAUUAUGUCAAGGUUUGACAUUUUAUGUGUUGUUCGAGAUGAAGUCGAUCAGGUUAAAGACAAUCACCUUGCAACAUUUGUGGUACAGUCACACAUGCGUAACCAUCCACUGAGCAAAGAUAAAGAAUUUGAAUUGAGAAAUCCGUUUUCUACUACUGAUAUGGAACCAAUACCUCAAGAUUUGUUGAAAAAGUAUAUUGUCUAUUCUAAACAAAACAUUCAUCCAAAACUUCAUCGUAUGGACCAAGACAAAGUAGCUAAAAUGUAUAGUCAGCUGAGACAAGAGUCUAUGAUGACUGGAAGUUUGCCCAUUACAGUCCGACAUAUCGAAAGUAUGAUUCGUAUGGCAGAAGCUAAUGCUAAAAUGCAUUUAAGAGACUAUGUUCAAGAAGACGAUGUCAACAUGGCUAUUCGUAUAAUGUUAGAGUCAUUUAUCGAAACUCAAAAAUACAGUAUUAUGAAAACUAUGAGAAAAACAUUCCAAAAAUACUUAUCGUUCAAAAAAGAUACCACGGAGCUUUUAUACUUUAUAUUACAUCAAAUGGCGACUGAUCAGUUGGCUUACAUUAGAGGUAUACACGGUGUCACAGUUAACACAAUCGAAAUACACGAAAAAGAUUUUAAAGACAGAGUUAAACAGAUAGAUAUUCAUGACUUGAGACCAUUCUUUGAAAGUAAAUUGUUCAAAAAUAACAAUUUUGUGUAUGAUGAAAAGAGGCAUAUGGUUAUUCAAACCUUACUUCUCAGUGAAUAGACACUUUGUUAGUGUUUGUCCAUUGUUGGUAGGAAAUAAAUUGUUAAACUAAUUUAAUUAUACAAUUUUCAGUAUGAAUUAUUUUUAUUGUAAUAUUAUCCACAUUAUAUAUGUACCUGGUAUUAAGGUAUACAUGAACCAUUUAUUUUGUAUAAAGUUUUUUUUUAUUAUUAUAAAUGGUCAGAGAUCUAUAUGUUGUAUACCCAAAAUUGUGUUGUAUCAGCACUUGAGUGUCCAUGCUCAAAUUCUGGUCUAUUAGAAAUUCGUCAAAAUACCAGUUUCUUUUGACAAAUUUCUGGAUAGUGUAUGUAUAUUAUUUUGUAUUACAGAUGAUUUUUUUCAUAUUUAUGUACAUUGUACAUUUUAAAAGAUAAACCAUUUUUUAAAUGUUUUUAAGUAGUGAUUUUUUAUUUUUUUUUAGCAUUAUACCACUCAAAAUGUAUUGUAAAUAAAUAAUUCAAAAUAUAAAUAAAUUUUUAAUUGUAAUUUAAAUACA
Messenger RNA from Metopolophium dirhodum (rose-grain aphid), 3395 nucleotides. RefSeq names its product DNA replication licensing factor Mcm2 (gene Mcm2). The coding region runs from base 245 to 2899 and encodes 884 amino acids. Gene Ontology annotation, molecular function: single-stranded DNA binding; single-stranded DNA helicase activity; ATP binding. The transcript is spliced from 13 exons. Lineage: Eukaryota; Metazoa; Arthropoda; Insecta; Hemiptera; Aphididae. Gene Ontology annotation, biological process: mitotic DNA replication initiation; double-strand break repair via break-induced replication. Gene Ontology annotation, cellular component: MCM complex; nucleus. The record is from RefSeq and is a predicted model, not a curated record.